Cannabis sativa is the source of this 1984-nucleotide messenger RNA. Its product is annotated as E3 ubiquitin-protein ligase RGLG3. NCBI's taxonomy places the organism in Eukaryota, Viridiplantae, Streptophyta, Magnoliopsida, Rosales, Cannabaceae. The transcript has 12 exons. The record is from RefSeq and is a predicted model, not a curated record. The coding region runs from base 434 to 1687 and encodes 417 amino acids.
GUGAAAGCCACCGCCAGCUACUUUCGGUAGUUCAACGUUAGACACCCAUGCUCCAACAUGUGUUUGGCAUUUGGAUAAUGGAACCAAAUCCAUCUCAUAAUUAUUUUUUAAUAUUAAAAAAUUAACAAUAACAACAACAACAAAACAUGAAGACCAAUUUUAUUAAUAAAAAAGAAACAUGAAUAAGAAUUUGAAAUUAAGAUUAGAAGCAAGACCAACCUGACCAAGAAAGAAUCAAAAAUAAAGAAAGGAAAAAACUCAUAAAUCAAAGCCUAAAAGCUAUCAUCUUUAUAGAGUGCCUAAAAAGUCUAAAGAGCAUCAAACUGUAGAUCCCUUUGAAUCUCAGAUCAUAUCUAUUCAUUCAUCAAUCUCUUUUCCCAUUUCCACUUUCUGCUCAAGUUUUCUUUGCCUCUAUUUAGAAUUAAUUGUAGAUAUGGGAAAUGGGGAAUCAACAUUUGAGGAUAAUUCUCAUGAGGAUAUUCACUUUGGUCCUCACCACCAACCGCCUUCUUAUGCUCCUCACCACCAACCACCUUCUUAUGCUCCUCACCGACCACCACCUUCUUAUGCAGGGACAUCAAUGGAUCAUCAACAUUCCAGAUAUAAGCAUCGAUCCACACGUAUUGCAGAUAACUACAGCUCUUUAGAUGAGGUUGUCUCUGCUUUAAGAGAAGCUGGACUUGAGUCAUCAAAUUUAAUACUUGGUAUAGACUUCACGAAGAGCAAUGAGUGGACAGGCAGGCACUCAUUCAACAGGAAAAGCCUUCACUCAAUUGGUAGCAGGCCUAACCCUUACGAGCAGGCAAUCUCUAUUAUUGGUCGGACAUUGUCUCCAUUUGAUGAAGAUAAUCUAAUACCGUGUUUUGGCUUUGGCGAUGCAUCAACACAUGAUAAACAAGUGUUCAGUUUUUAUUCUGACCAUCGACCUUGCAGCGGUUUUGAAGAUGUUCUCAGAAGAUACAGAGAGAUUGUUCCCCUACUAAACUUGUCAGGUCCGACUUCAUUUGCGCCUAUAAUUGAUGCUGCGAUUGACAUUGUCAACAGAAGCAAUGGUCAAUAUCAUGUCCUUGUCAUUAUUGCAGAUGGACAGGUCACUCGGAAUCCUGAUAUACCACCUGGAAGGUUAAGUCCACAAGAACAAGUAACUGUAGAUUCCAUUGUCGCUGCUAGCCAAUAUCCUCUUUCAAUCAUUUUGAUCGGUGUGGGGGAUGGACCUUGGGACGCAAUGCAACAAUUUGAUGAUAACAUUCCUCAGCGCUCAUUUGACAAUUUUCAGUUUGUAAACUUCAAUAAAAUCAUGUCGGAGAACACAGAACCAUCAAAGAAGGAAACAGCUUUUGCACUUGCUGCCCUCAUGGAAAUUCCAAUACAAUACAGAGCCACUCAAAGCUUAGAUAUUGCUUAUAACGAACACUCAAGUGGUCAGCGCGCUAGCCUACUUCCACCACCAAAAGAAGUGAUUGAUCAUGACAAUGCUAUCAAUUCAAUCCCAAAGAUGACAGACUUAUCUUUAACUGAGGCAACAUCUUCAGCACCCGUGGAGCAGGUGUGCCCCAUUUGUCUAACAAACCCGAAAGACAUGGCUUUUCAAUGUGGCCAUACGACAUGCAAGGAUUGUGGGAUAACGCUCUCAACAUGCCCGUUGUGUAGAGAUACCAUAACAACCCGACUCAGACUCUUCAAUUAAAAUGACAACACUGCUUUCUUUGUUGAUGCAUUUCUUCAGAAAAUGAACUUGUUAAUAACAUUAAAAUCCAUGUUUUCUCAUCAUCCCCAUUAAAGUAGUCUGUCUUACCAAACAUGCCCGACUGCUUAAGCUGUAAAAAAAUUAUUUCAUUUGCUCUUGCUCUCUUGUUUUCAGUUUCACCUCUAAACCAAUGAACAAAACAAAAAAUGAUAUCACUUUAUUUCCCGAUUAUGUAAAAUAUUUCUAUCCUUGAAAAAGAUAGGGAAAAAUAAAGAAGCUUCUGUAUUUUAUGAGAAA